AUGGACUUGCGCUUCUUCUGCCUCUUAUUUCUGCUUCUACUGCUCAAUUUCGAUCACACGUUAGUGUUGGCUAAUGGCGGUGGAGCGGGAGUAAUCAAAGUUAGUUACAAAUUCGCCGAUUCCGAAAGGACUCUUAGUGCUCUUAGAGCUCAUGAUGAUAUCCGUCAUCUCAACGUCGUCGCCGGCGUUGACCUACCUCUCGGAGGUAUAGGCCGUCCCGACGCCGUUGGGCUCUACUAUGCUAAAAUAGGAAUAGGAACACCUUCCAAGGAUUACUAUGUGCAAGUUGAUACAGGAAGCGACAUAACAUGGGUCAAUUGCAUCCAAUGCCACGAAUGCCCCAAAAGGAGCUACCAUGAUUUAUGCUAUAUAGAAGAAAUAGAUGGUCCGUCUAAAGAUUAUUGUGACGAGAGUAAUAGAGAAUAUCCAUGUGUCCCCGACAAGGGUUAUUACGGGCGCGGUCCUAUGCAACUAUCGUGGAAUUACAACUACGGACCAACAGGGAAUAUCAUAGGUUUUGAUGGUUUGAACAAUCCAGAAAUCGUAGCUACAAAUCGUAUAGUGUCAUUCAGGACUGCUCUCUGGUUUUGGAUGAACAAUUGUCACUAUAGUAUAACUACGGGUCAAGGUUUUGGAGCUACUAUUCGGGCUAUUAAUGGCAUUGAAUGCGAUGGUGGGAAGAAUCGGAAAGAGUUACCGAAAGUUAGAAAUAAACUGCAUAAUUCACAAAUUUCGUCUGAUCAUUCUGCUAAGACUCUUGAAACUUCCUUACGCCUGGAUAUGAAGAGAUUGAAUGCUGAACAAAAGCCUUUUGUUGAGAGGUGA
Molecule: messenger RNA, 825 nt
Organism: Fraxinus pennsylvanica
Lineage: Eukaryota; Viridiplantae; Streptophyta; Magnoliopsida; Lamiales; Oleaceae
Source: the annotation of a GenBank genome assembly